Messenger RNA from Brassica napus (rape), 2043 nucleotides. RefSeq lists its product as uncharacterized. Gene Ontology annotation, biological process: DNA replication; nucleotide-excision repair; double-strand break repair via homologous recombination. Gene Ontology annotation, cellular component: nucleus; DNA replication factor A complex. Gene Ontology annotation, molecular function: damaged DNA binding; single-stranded telomeric DNA binding. The coding region runs from base 295 to 1818 and encodes 507 amino acids. Lineage: Eukaryota; Viridiplantae; Streptophyta; Magnoliopsida; Brassicales; Brassicaceae. The record is from RefSeq and is a predicted model, not a curated record. The transcript has 9 exons.
AUCAGAUUGUCAUUUGGGCUUCCACUGAAUUUUUAAUUGCCCCAUCCGACGCAGAUAACACAAUUAUUCCGUAGCCGUCGAAGAUGGCGAUUCUUCUCACCCGUCCCUCUUCGUCUUCUCCGAUCGAAAGCAACGAGUUUGAUAACUAAGCGAUCCACAAUCAAUACUUUCGUACCAAUCAUUCAAUACCUCCUUAAUGAUUUCGUUUCACCUCCCUCUCUUCCUCCUCCUUUAUAUGCUAUUCUUCUUUUCUUCGUACUAUCUAAAACCCUAGAACCACUCAGAUCUCAAACCAUGGCGAUGAAGCGAAAUGGAAAAUCUCCUGUCUCAUCCGACACUGACGAAAAAUUCAUGUUCUUCAAAGAUGUCUCUCUAGGUCCUCAUGAAACUCAGUUGCGCUUCCGGCUCAUCCAUUUCUGGGAGGCUCGAAAUCCGGUGAAGAAGACAAUUAUCGGCCUGGAAAUGCUCCUCAUCGACGAGCAGGGAACUAUCAUACAGGGAUUCAUCCCACCAGGACGUAUCAAGAAGUACUUGCCUGAUUUGAAACAAGGGUCAGUUUAUAGGCUCAACAACUUCUACGGGUCGAAAAACAAACCUAUGUAUCGGGUGGCUGAUCAUAUAGCAAUCGUGUCUUUCACAUGGAACUCUGAAUUGUCGGUUCUUCACGAGAUUCCAACCUCUUUCGAUGAAGACCGUUUCAGGUUUCAUUCAUAUGAAGAUUUUGAAGCUAACUGUGAUCUCAAAGGUGACCUCUACGAUGUUGUGGGCCACAUGAAGCUGGUCAAUGGACAUACUCUUAUUGAGCAUCCCACACCUGAUGAAGUGAAGAUCGAUACCACUCGGCACAUUAUGGUUCAUGUGCAGUUGCAUGACGGACCUGUCAUGAAGCUCUACCUUUGGGACCAGGCUGCAGCAGACUUCUGCAAGAAGUUUAACUCAUAUGACAACACUCCCACAGUGCUUUUGGUCACAGCUGUUAACACCAAACGUCUCGGAGGUACCCUUGCACUGACCUCUAUGUCUCCCUCACGGGUUUUCAUGGACUAUGAUGUCCAGCCAACCAUAGAUUAUUUCAACUGGCUCGGCUCAAACCCGGAGAUUGCUAAGCAAGUUAGUGCAGACGUCGUCACCAAGCGUGAGACACUGACUAUAGCAGAUAUAUUCACUUACAUGAAGCAAGAAUCUGCAAAGGAUGCCUUUUUUGAGUGCACUGCUACUAUCGAUGAUGUUGUUCAUGGCUCAGCUUGGUACUAUAUUGGAUGCAGUGGAUGCCAUGCUAAGGCUACCAAAGGCGCAACAUCUUUGGUUUGUACAAAUACGAAAUGUGAGAAGAUCAACACAGAUGGUGUCCCUCAGUACCGUGCAAAGAUAUCUGUUUAUGACAACAGUGACCAAGCCGUUUUUGUCCUACUAGGUGAUGCUGGUCGUGUGUUGACCGGAAGGCACGCAUCAGAGUUAGUUAGCAGCUACUUUGAGGCUAAUGGGAGCGAAGGAGCUGACCAUGAGGUGCCUGUCCCGGAAGCUCUAAUCAGCACUAUCGGACAGACACAUAAGUUUUGUGUGAAAGUUACACAGCACAACUUCUCUGGCGAUACCCGAGCCAUAACUGUCACCAAGAUCCUCUCUCUAGACACACCACCACCCACAGAAGCCUCUGUUGGAAGCAACAUUGCUGCCACGUCCAGGGAGACAGUGCAGACUGAGAAUGAAGUUUGUGAGCCUUCCAAAACCCGUGGUGAUUCUGCAGAUGAGGAGAGUAAGAGGACUUUUGACAGUGCUGAUCCACAGAAAGCCAAACGCCCAAGACGUGAUGAUUAAGCUUCGGUUCAUGGAUGUUUAAGUCUUUGCUUUAUAGUUCAAGUACAGACUUGGUUUUUUUUAAGUUUGCUUCAGUUUAAGUACUAUUUUGGUUUAUCUAAAGACAGUGCGUUGUUUGUUUCUUUCCCUUUCAGACUUUGUCUUUUAAUCUUUGAACUACUUUUUUUAUAAUCACUUCUGUCUUUAUAUUUAUGUUUACUGAUUACUUUAAAUCUGCUUGACUAA